Molecule: messenger RNA, 1104 nt
Organism: Penicillium atrosanguineum
Lineage: Eukaryota; Fungi; Ascomycota; Eurotiomycetes; Eurotiales; Aspergillaceae
Product: seipin
Exons: 3
Coding region: 1-1104 (367 amino acids)
Biological process (GO): lipid storage; lipid droplet organization
Cellular component (GO): endoplasmic reticulum membrane
Source: RefSeq, a predicted model, not a curated record
AUGGCUGAUUCGGAGUAUUCAGACACCGAGUAUGACAGCCCGGCAAGCUCCCAGGCUGUCGUCAAGGUCGAUUUCUCCCUAACCUCGUGGUGUACUCGGACUGACAGUCAACAGGACGCGCUCCUAGCCCCGUUCCGCGUGUUGUUCUCCAAGACGGCCCUCCGCAUAUACCUAAACAUCAUCCUGUUCAGCGGCGCCACGCUGCUUCUCCUGGGCAUCUCCGGGAUCGCCUACACCAUAUUUUACAUGAACUUCAUCCCAACCGUCGGAGUUGAUCGCGUCGUCCAUCUGCAACAUGACCCCAAACAACACCCAUGGGGCACUGCUUCCUUCGAAUCAGAAUUCGUAUCUUCCCAGCCCUACGAUGUCGCCGUGGUUCUCGAUAUGCCGCGCACGCCCAAGAACCUCGACGUCGGGAACUUCAUGGUCGAUCUCACUCUCUACGCACACCAAAUAGGAGGAUCUGUGAUCCCAGUUGAGACCAGGAACCCGAUUUCGCAGUCCCGCCGACCGGCCAUCUUGACUUAUUCCUCGCCGCUCGUGGAUCUCGCACGGAGGGUGUUGCGUCUGCCGCUUUACCUAGUUGGAUGGCGCAGGGAGGCCGAGAUACUGGAGGUGCCGAUGAUGGAGAAAGUCGAGUUUGCGCGUGGUACAAAGAACUUGCCGCAGAACUUACGACUUGAGAUCCAGAGCUGGAGUGAGGUGCAAAUAUACUCUGCGCGGGUGGAAUUCCGGGCUAGAUUUACAGGGCUACGAUGGUGUAUGUAUCGCUGGAAGCUUACUUCCUUUGUAGUAUUCAGUUCUCUGUUCUGGACUAUCUCGAUGGGCUCCGCUGGUUUGACUUGGUUCGUCUUGAGCUUGGUUUUGCAACCCGCUCCCAUCGAAGAGCAGAUCAAGGAAGAAGAAACCGAGCGAGUGAAAGAUGAGCCCGAAGAUGAUGACUCCUCUAGUGAGCAUGUCAAGGUCAAGGAGGAAGAACCCGAGAGAAUGCUGCAGAGCUACCCACGCGCUGGCGAUGAGGCAGCUCAAGGUUCAGGCCUUGAAAGCGCAGAGGCGCGAGGCAUGCAGAAACGGCGGAGUCGGUUACUCGAGGAUGACCAUUAA